UGUUGUGAUUGGCUCAGUGUUCAUAGCGGGGAAGUGCUCGUGGACCGGUAUCUCCCCGGUUGCGCAAGACGCCAUUUUGGAGUGACAGCGAGAGAUAGCGGAAAGAUCGAGAAGCGAGUCUUUGUGAAGCUUUGUCACCAUGGGGAAUGUGUUUGCAAGCUUGUUUAAGGGCCUAUUUGGCAAAAAAGAAAUGAGGAUCCUCAUGGUUGGACUUGAUGCUGCUGGAAAGACCACCAUCCUGUAUAAACUGAAGCUUGGAGAAAUAGUCACCACUAUACCCACCAUUGGUUUUAAUGUUGAAACUGUAGAAUACAAGAACAUCAGCUUCACAGUCUGGGAUGUGGGUGGUCAGGACAAAAUCCGGCCGCUGUGGCGCCAUUACUUCCAGAACACUCAAGGUCUGAUCUUUGUCGUGGACAGCAACGAUCGUGAGCGAGUGAACGAGGCCCGGGAGGAGCUGGCACGAAUGCUUGCUGAGGAUGAACUCAGAGACGCCGUGCUCCUGGUUUUUGCAAACAAGCAGGAUCUCCCAAAUGCGAUGAAUGCUGCAGAGAUCACGGACAAGCUGGGCCUGCACUCUCUCCGCCAACGCAGCUGGUACAUCCAGGCCACCUGCGCUACCAGUGGCGACGGCUUGUAUGAGGGUCUGGAUUGGCUCUCCAACCAGCUGAAGAACCCAAAAUGAUCCAUUCCAAUUGUUCCCAGUUUUCCUUUUUUGUUUGUUAAUUUUUUUUCUGUUUCCACACGACGGCAGCAGCGGAUCCAGGCUCCUAUGAUCCUUCGCUCCCAUCUAACCUCUUUAUGCCCCAGCUCUUUCUUUUCGACUACUUCAUUCCCCUCUCCUCACUUCUUGGGACUGUGUCUGUGAGUGAAUGUGCGAGCGUGUGCAUGUGUGGGUGUUAAGGUGUCUGUGUGUGUUGGCUGGGAUUGGGAGUAACCCUGGCGUGCCUUUUACACCUCAGUCUGGUUUUAAAACCCCUCCUCAACCAACCAAACCCAGCCUUUGCCCCACUUGGCCUCUUCCCUCUCUUGCACGCCCCCUCACCCUAACUCUAGAGAAAGCAUGGUUUUCAUACGGCAAAGAAAGAGCCAGGGUGUGCCCCCUCGCUGUAGUAAAUAUAUCUAUGUUCAGUAGAAGUGUUGGCCCGAUAUUUGCUCAUGUUCAUUUUAACAUUUUUGAUUUUUGAGACCCUCCAGUUAGAUUCAAUAAAUUGCAUCUUAACCUGUAUCAGGUCGAAGCAAAUCAAAAAAAAAAACUGAAAGUCAUCCAUCCUUGAUCAUUCUGGUGUCAUUUGAAAAUCAUGCUGUUCAUUUUAUUAUUAUUAUUAUAUUGGAGUAUAACAGAAUAUUCUUGAUGGUUCUCCAGAGAACACUACCUCCUUUCCCACCACCACCAGAGCGCGCUAAGCACAAGCCCAACAAUCUGAGAAAAGUAACCUCAACUAAAUUACAGUGUCUGACAUUUCAUCUCCAGGGUAACAAGUAUUUUACACUUCAGAUACUUUGUGUAAACCUCAAACAUACUGUGAUUGGUUAAGUAUUUUUACUUGCCAUCGAUGAGUUUCACACAAUUUUUUUGACUGGCCAAUUCCCUCAUCAUCAAUGGCAUUGUCAUCAGGAGGGUUUUUGCUUUUUUUUUUUAAAGUCUGAAAACGGUUGGCACGUCAUUGCAUCAACCUCAUCGUCUGGGUUGGGAUCGACGACUUUAACAUGAAGGUUCUUUGACUGAUUUGUUCGGAAGUGAACCAGUUUAGCUGUGACACUUGUGAUCACUGCGUACGUCAGCCAGCGCUUGGCCGUAUGCUCUGCGAUGCGCUGGAGGAUUCGGUGGCCUGUAGAGGGCGCAGAACCAGCAGGCAACACACCAAGGAGGUUCAGCUGGCACGUGUCAGAAAUGAUUGUAAAUCUGUAAAACUCCCCUGUAAACCGUUUCUGUGGGGAUUUUCUUCAACACAUUAAUAAACGUGAUUUGAUCCAA
Messenger RNA from Synchiropus splendidus (mandarinfish), 1978 nucleotides. It is a transcript of the gene arf2b, whose product is annotated as ADP-ribosylation factor 2b. Gene Ontology annotation, biological process: intracellular protein transport; vesicle-mediated transport. The transcript has 5 exons. Bases 140 to 685 code for a protein of 181 amino acids. NCBI's taxonomy places the organism in Eukaryota, Metazoa, Chordata, Actinopteri, Syngnathiformes, Callionymidae. Gene Ontology annotation, cellular component: cytoplasm; plasma membrane. The record is from RefSeq and is a predicted model, not a curated record. Gene Ontology annotation, molecular function: GTP binding; GTPase activity.